AUGGGUCAAGAUCCAGACAAAUCGACGGGAGCAUCCACGGGUUUAGGAGCUUGCCACAUCAGCUCCAAGCUACACGAUGGGACGGGGAGACGUGCCGAUAGAACCCCAGCCAAGACUAUGAGACAGCAAGUAUGGAACUACGGGGCUGCGGUGGGACAUGGAACUAAGGAACUAUGGGGUUGCGGUGGAACAAAUCCAGCCGCGCAGAGAGCGGAUGCUGUACGCACUCCUCUUCUCCAAACCACGCACGACCCAACAGUCGACAUCUUGACCUUUGCUGGAUUGUCGAAGACGGGCGGGCCCAUCGAGGUAUGCAUGGCCGAUCUUCAGCGGUUUGUCCAAGACUCAGACUCCUUUGCUCACACUGGUUAUCGAGGGGCCGAGCAUGGGGCCGAGCCCUGGGCGCCGGGAUUUUAG
Molecule: messenger RNA, 417 nt
Organism: Penicillium daleae
Lineage: Eukaryota; Fungi; Ascomycota; Eurotiomycetes; Eurotiales; Aspergillaceae
Exons: 2
Coding region: 1-417 (138 amino acids)
Source: RefSeq, a predicted model, not a curated record